CCAGCCGGAGUGAGUCUCAGGAAGGCGCUGCGUUUGGACUGUUACGGAAGGAGCAGGCGACAUGUUCCGUCCCGACACCAGAGGGAUUUUUCUUCCUCUGUGUCUGACUCGAGUGGCUUUGUCGCUUCUGCACCCGGAGUGUGAAUUCUACUUUCAGCUGGAGAAAGAGGAGCGACUCUGCCUGCAGUACAUCGCCGAGCAGGAAAACAGAAGCACAGAAGGUUGCAGACCAUUAUGGGAUGAAGUUGUCUGCUGGCCUCAAGCUGUCACCGGUGAAACUGUGCAAAGAGGUUGUCCUGCAGUCUUUUCCCUGUUCAGAAACAACACAGGGUCGGUGAGCCGAAACUGCACGAGCCGCGGCUGGUCAGAACCUUUUCCAGCGUACCACAUUGCCUGCACUGUGGAUGAUGACAUUCCUGAGACGGAGCAGUCUUAUUUUGCCACUGUGAAGCUGAUAUACACCAUCGGCUACAGCGUCUCUCUGGGGGUGCUGGCUGUGGCUGUCUUCAUUCUGCUGAUGUUCAGGAGGCUGAGAUGUGCCAGGAACUUCAUUCACAUCCAGCUCUUUCUCUCUUUCAUCCUGAAGUCUGUGGCCGUCUUCAUAAAGGAUGCUAAUCUGUUUCCAAGUUAUGACACCAACCACUGCACCUUGUCCACGUUUGCCUGCAAGGCUUCUGUGGUUUUCUGCCACUACUGUAUGAUGACUAAUUUCUUUUGGCUGCUGGUAGAGGCGCUCUACCUCAAUUCCCUGCUGCUCUCAUCUUUAUACCACAGCCGCCGCUGCCUUUGGGGCCUCAGUAUUCUGGGAUGGGGUGUGCCUGUUGUCUUUAUACUUCUGUGGAUUGGAUCCAGGGUUUAUUUUGAGGACACAGAAUGUUGGGACAACAUCAAGGACUCUCCUUACUGGUGGAUCAUUCAGGGACCAAUUGUUGUCUCUAUAGCGGUCAAUUUUAUGCUUUUCGUGAACAUCAUCAGAAUCCUCAUUCAGAAGCUAAAUCCUCGGCUGAUCCAGUUCAAUAACUCCUCUCAAUACAGGCGCCUGGCCAAGUCCACCCUCCUCCUCAUCCCUCUGUUUGGGACCCAUUACAUGUUCUCCAGCUUUCUGCCUGACUCCUUAAACAACCUGCGCUUCUAUAUCGAGCUCUGCCUGGGAUCUUUUCAGGGACUUCUUGUUGCUGUCCUCUAUUGCUUUCUCAAUCAAGAGGUGCAGAAAGAGAUCCACAUGCAGUGGCUGAGGUGGCAAGAGAGGAGCUACGGCGUGGUGUCGCCCGCGGCAAAGGGGAGCCAGAUGGACACUCCCUUCUGAUAUCUCUCUGGUGUGAUAGCCGAAUGUUCAAACAGGACUGUUUCUGUGCAUAUUGUAUCUGUCCAAUAGGCUGUAGUGCACGCACAGUGAUUGUUUUUGAUUCCUCAGCGAGUUCUCUAAGUUUGUCCAAACCGCGUGCCAGAUGCUCUCUGUUCUUCAGCCAAAACGGAGAGAAUCUGAAAUCAACUAAAAUUUCAACACAUGCUCACAUUUCACACUACAGUGCCGGAUAGUUCUUGCUUACAUCUCCCAACCACAUACUAAUCCCAUGAAAAGAGCAGCUUUCUGCCUCAGAGCCAUCAUUCAAUAAUUAAUGACUCGAUAAUUUCAGCUAGCUGAAAGAUCGACUUAACAAUUAUAGAGCCUUCAUUUAAAAAAUAAAAUUCUGAUAGGGGGUUUAUUUUAAUCAAGAAAACAAUGUUUCCUAAUUUACAUUUUAAUGUAAACAUGAUGUUGAGUCUGGCCUGUUCAAAUCAGUGUCAGCUUUUGAUUUUGGUGAGAGAGCAUUGCAUGUGCAUUGAAAAUGUACCUAUAUUUGAACAUUUUACAUUGUUUUAACUCUCAUGCUCCUUGCUUGCUGUGAAUCAAACUGAGCCCACGAACAGUGAGGCACAAGAAACCUCAAGACUUCUUCUGCUUUCUUCAGCUGGAUUGGGUUUUCCCACGGUGCUAUUCAUACCAGAAACGCCAUGGAUUAAAGUUUUUGUUCAUUUUUCAUUUGCAUUUGUAUCCUAAUUCCCGUCUCUAUAUGGUUUUUACUUGGAGGUGUAGUUAUGCUUUUUUUAAAUCAUUUUAUUAUUUAUUUAUUUAUUUAUCUUGUUUAUUAAUUUAUUUGUAUUAAACUCAGUAUCUACUAUUAACUCACAUUCAGCAUUGUGUUUGUUGUUGUAAAAAAAUAUGUAAAAGUGGAUUUUAAUGGUAUGAUACAAUAAAUAAGCCUGACAUUGUUCUGUUUUAUUUUUCAAUCAAAGCACUUGUGCAAAAUUUGCCUGCAUAAAGGCAAAAGUGCAGACCUACAGGUCUGCACUCUUUGUGAUCUUUAUGUCACAGUGAAGAUUAGUGUCAUGUAAGAGCAUUGUCUUGCCUUAAACUGAAUGUAAAAUCUGUCGUAGUUUGUGCCAGUUGUUAUUGAGUGUCCAUCCAUAAUGGAUUUUGAUGUUGCUGCCUUGUCCUGUCAUCACCCUGUGGUAUUUCCUGUGAGUUCAAGCAUCGACUUUUGUCCUCAGUAGCCUCUUUUAGGAAGGACAAUACAUUUCACCUGGCAGCUGGGAAUGUUGAAACACUGAAAAUUAAUGUCUCACUGUUACUAACUGUGAUUUAAGCUACACGUGACUUUUAGGACAGAAGUGAAUUUCUUAACGUUCUCAUUCAGAAAAUGAGUGUGAAACAAUGUUUGGAGUUGUUCUGUUUGCGUCACACAAAUAAACAUAAUA
Poeciliopsis prolifica (blackstripe livebearer) is the source of this 2739-nucleotide messenger RNA. It is a transcript of the gene ghrhrl, whose product is annotated as growth hormone releasing hormone receptor, like. The coding region runs from base 62 to 1306 and encodes 414 amino acids. The record is from RefSeq and is a predicted model, not a curated record. Gene Ontology annotation, molecular function: growth factor binding; peptide hormone binding; G protein-coupled peptide receptor activity. NCBI's taxonomy places the organism in Eukaryota, Metazoa, Chordata, Actinopteri, Cyprinodontiformes, Poeciliidae. Gene Ontology annotation, cellular component: plasma membrane. The transcript is spliced from 13 exons. Gene Ontology annotation, biological process: positive regulation of cell population proliferation; cell surface receptor signaling pathway; adenylate cyclase-activating G protein-coupled receptor signaling pathway.